This is a messenger RNA of Toxoplasma gondii ME49, 14580 nucleotides long. Its product is annotated as RNA-directed DNA polymerase. The record is from RefSeq and is a predicted model, not a curated record. Bases 320 to 14239 code for a protein of 4639 amino acids. Gene Ontology annotation, cellular component: telomerase catalytic core complex. Gene Ontology annotation, biological process: telomere maintenance via telomerase. Gene Ontology annotation, molecular function: telomeric repeat DNA binding; telomerase RNA binding. The transcript has 8 exons. NCBI's taxonomy places the organism in Eukaryota, Apicomplexa, Conoidasida, Eucoccidiorida, Sarcocystidae.
GCGAUUCGAAUCAGAGCGCGCAUGCUCGAGUUGUCCGAGCUCUGUACUCCGGCCCAUCCCUCGAGUCAAAAUGCGACAGUUCGACCAGGGAAAUUCACGAAGAAUAUGAGACAAGUGGGCGCCUCGCAAAUUCUUUGUCCUUCAUGCGUUUUACCCGCACUGCCACUCAACGCCCUGUCCUCCGGAGCUAUGAAGUGUCUGGCCAGAAGCCCCGUGAAGCGCGCGAGAAAGGCGACUUCCUCACUGUCUGCUGGUUGGUCGUUUCUUCGGCGGCUUCCACCUUUAGCUUGCAACCCGCUCGCCAAAAACAGACAGCCCUAUGCAUGCAGGCCAGAAACCACCUGUCCAGGACCGCGAGGCAGGAGAAAAAACAGCAGGCAGCGGAAACGGAGGGAGUGAAGCGGGUCCCGGAGAGGCAAGACUCAACUCUCAAGUUGAAAGGGAACACGCUGAACAGGAGCAUGGUGUGGAAGGCCAAGAUGCGGAAAACAGAAAUGAAACAUCCAGACUGGACAGGGUCAAAUCCUGCUGGCAAGACCAAGAAAAACUCCUACGCCCGACUGCGAGGACCCGCCGCGUCCAAGAGCAGCUCCAAGAUGCUCUAGGAGUCCCUGUAUGUACGCUGGGUUUGUACUGUCUGCGCUUUGCGUACCGAUGGAAUCUCCCAGAACUGUUUUAUUUCCCUGAGGUCGCGACACCGCUGCCUGGCAGUCUUCCGCUCGGCAGCCACAGAGAGCCCAAGAGCCCCGCCUUGUACCGGCGCGCGCCUUUCCUCGCUGAUCCAGAAAAGUCUGAGCGCGAGAAGCGACUCGGUAGAUACGUGGAGGGGAAAACGUUUGUGCAAAAUGGGGAGAAUGAGAAAGAAUUCAGCGGGGGAGAGGUCUCUCUGGUCGCCGCAUCGAAGGCAUCAUCUGAAUACUUCCCCGCGCCUACACACCAGCAGACGUCCACCAGAAAAUACGACUGCCUCUCUUGCAGAAGGACGCUCCGUUCCCCAGAAAGAGCGCACUCGGGGGGAGAACGAAUAGUGGUUGACACAGAUGGGAGAGAAGGCGGCGGAGGCGCGGAGGAAGAGGAAGAUACUGCUCGUAGGGACGAAAAGGAGGGAGAGAAACCAGAUGAAAAGGGUGAUAAGGAAAAAAGAAGCGAGGAACGAGGACUGCCUCGAAGUGGAGGACAGGGCAACGAAGCAGACGAGAUGCCGGACAGACUCACAGCCGUAUUUAAGCCGGAAGGAAGACAAGGCUGGGAAGUCGAUCAUCUCAUCAGCCUCCUUCGUACCACCCUUCUCAUUGAAGACACCGGCCUUCUCCUUCGUCAUCGCACAAGCGGAGCCGACACUGUGCUGACUUCUCAACAGGCACCUUCUCACAGAGCGACAGGACCGGCAUCAAGUCCAACCUCACGAGGCUGCGAAGCAUCUUCUGUCAUUCCGCGCGUCUUCGAAUUCCCUUCCCAAGAUGCCUGCGUCGAUGCCACUGUUGCACAGGUCGCUCUCCGCGAGCACCAGAGAAGGGGGGAAUGGGGUCCGUUUCCGUCCGCCUUCAGUCUCCAUAGAUCUGUCCUCACUGCUGGCUUUUCCACGCACAGCGCUCCCAGCGGUUCGCCUGGUCCGUCCUGUUCCCGGCAGUCGAUCCUGCGUCAGACACACCCGAUUUCUGCGCAGCCUGCAUGCGCUCCGGCUUCUCUUUCCUCCCUCCCUGCCUCUUGCACGUUUCCUACGUCUUCAACUCCGGGGUCUUCCUCACGUCCAUCUUUUCCUCGCUUCUCUCCAGACGUUGCAGCUCGCGGGGCAUGCAUAUCUGAGGCCUCUGCGUCACUGUCCCCUUCCUCCUUGAGUGCUUCCUCGUCUUUCUGUCCGCGUUCCUUUCCAUCUCCUACGGGUUUCUCUGUGCCUUCUUUGCGUUCUGUUUCGUCUGCUUAUUCGUCUGCAAUCCCUGCGAUCGUGUCGCCCUGCUCGCUAUCCACUUCGAGGCCGUUGGGGUGCCUUCCGACGGUGUCUAUGCACAGCUGGAACGGCGUCAAUUUGUUUUUGAAGACGCCAGCUUGGCAGCGACUCUACGAGCGGAUAGGCAGCCGCCUCAUGACGCAUUUACUCACCUUCACUUGCAUGUUCGUGGACUCGCGGCAGUUUUCUCUCGGCGCUGCGCCUUCGCAGACCUGGCCCGCUCUCGCACUUCGUUCUCCGGCUUGUUUCUCUCCUUUGGCUUCCCAUGCUGCUUCUCGUCGGCCUUCUCCCGGUGGUUCAGAUGCGCGUCUCGGCUCAGAGAGAGGAGAUAGCGAGACAACGAAGAAGGGGAGAACGCGAGAGGAGAGCGACGAAGGGGAAGGAAAUGAAGACGAGUGUGAUAGAGAAAUAAGGCGCCAGACAUCCGACGGCAGCACGGACUCAGGGAGGCGGCAAACCGGCGAAAAACGGUGGGGAAGGCUGAGAGAAGAGAAGAACACUCGAAACGGAGAGAAGGAGCUUGGAAAGAAGAAACGAGAGAGCCGGCUGGUUGCACGCGACCCUAAUGGCCAGGAAGCGACAGUGGAAAAAGAAGCAAAAGGGAGAAAGCGGUGUCGAGGCAGAAGCCGGGGAGAGAGAAGAAAGAAGAAGCUCCAAUGCAAACAAGCCGAAUCAUGCGCGACCGACAGUCGACCUCCCCCUCAUCUUUCCCGUACCGAUGGGUCUUCGCAUCCUUCCGUCUGCCUUCCCUGCGGUGCCUUGACUUCGCAGUCGUUCAUUUCCCCCUCUUCACCUGCUUGCGCAUUUCCAUCUUCGCCACAGGCUGCCUCUUUUCCCCCCGCAACGGCUUCAUGCUCAACUGCCGGUGCCGCGUCUCCGCGGUCUGACACUCCUCAGGGCGCGUCUCGCGUUCGCGCAGCGGCGACAAACAGCGAGUCACUCGAGGUCGAAGAGAGAAAACCGCGGAAUGCCAGCAACCUGCACAAGGCGAGCGCGGAGACAGGGUGUGCGAAUGCCAGUCCGUCUCAGGAUCUCUCGAGUCUGCGACAAGGCCAUCAGCCAUCUGUCAAGCAAAACAAGGAGGAGCACCCGCGAGGCGAAGGAGCGAAAGCAAAUGCGGCUUUCAAAGAGAAGGCAGGAGCCAAGGAAGGAAAAGUGAAUCCGGCGCGGUCUCUGUACAUCCAAAUAUCUGGUGAGCCUCUUACACAGGCUCGCCUCUGCGAGCUUCGCCACAUUCACUGCUUGGCCUCUCGCGCCGCAGCGCGCCAGAGGGUCAGAAACCGGAAUGCAAAGCAAGCGAGACAGCGGGGAGGAGACGGGAGCGAGAGCGAAGCGACAGGAACCGUGGACCGGGAGUUUGGAGUUCCAGGAGCAGGUCGACAUGAAGAAGAAAAGAAAAAGGGAACGCUUGGACCACUAGGAGAGGCCGAGGAAGGAGAAGACAGGCAGGGCAGGGACGGCGACGAGACCCAAACGCACACGCGUGAAGGACAAAAAGAAACGCCAGGACUCGAAGGUGGAGGAAACAGAGGAGGGCAUGCGACCGGCCGAGAGAGCGGGGAAGGAAAUCUGGAAACUGAGAAUAGAGGGCACAGGGUCUCGGCGAAUUCGAGAGAAAAAGCAACUUCACGUUCGCCUUCGCCUUCCUCUCCUCGACCAGAUGCGACAGUGCCAGGUGAAGUUGAGAGAGAAAAAGAGAUGGACGGUUGUAAAUCGCGUCGGGACAGGCGACGGCUGAUGGCGCUUUUGCGUCGCCGCCGGAGACUCGCGACCCGAGAAGCAAAACGGCGUUCUCACCUCCAUCGCCGUCUUCGUUCGUCAGGGACUUCUCCUUCUUUGGCUCUCUUCUCGCACAAGCGAGAGACUUCGCCUCUCUUUCUCAACACACAGUCCUCUCGACAACCAGGCGUCAGACCCAGCAAUCUUCGCCUUCCUCGUCAGCUGAUUUGCCACCAUAGCAGCUUCAACAAAGAGGGUGGGUUGCCGAGCUACGCGCUGAUGAGCACUUUGGCACUUCGGAGCGCCCAGAGAGCAGCGACGGGGAGGAGCAAAGGGGAAGCCAAGCAUGCAGAGACCACGGCGGACGGAGGCCGAGGUGGAGAACCGAAUUGCGUCUCGCCUACGCGAAGGAAACGCCGGUGUGAAAAACUUCUGAAAGAAGCAACAUCGCAGCGAGACGACAAAGAAGAUGUCAAAGAAAAAAACAGAGGAGGAGAGGACUGUGGAGACGGAGGCAUUGAAGCGCGAAUUUUGACUAAAUUUGUUCUUUUUUCGCCGCUCCUUUUCACCCCGUUAACGUCGGCCUUUGGCCGAUGCCGAGGCGCCGCAAAGGUCGCCAGAGCCAUUGGGGAGAGAACGCGGGAGACGCGGGAGGUGCUUGGAGCUCUCCGCAGAAGACUGCGGCAGAUGAGGACAAACGGAAAUGGCAACGCCCAGCAACGCAUUGAAGGAGAGACAGAAAACGCGACAGGGGCGCUCUCGGCGCAGCCACAGGUCGCCCAUGGUAACGAACACAGAAGCGACGAGGAGCAGAAAAACAGGACUCGGAUUCGCCAGAGAGAGGCGAAAGAAGCCGAGAACGAAGAGAAGAACGAAAUCGAAAUGGAGAAGAAGAUGCUCAAGCAUGUUCGCCAGAGACUGACGAAGUCUGUCGCCUUCAAGAGCGCCUUAUCUCGAUGGCUGUUGAAAGGCUUCAAGGAGCUUCUAGCGCGGUACAGCCGAUGCGAUUUUCUUCGACUACUCAGACGCCAUUGCCCCGCCAAGCGCCCCCGACGAGGCAAUUCUUCUCUGUCAUGCCGUGGCGACUGUUCGCUCUCUUCUCGAGGUUCCGGUUCGUCGUCUCCAGCUUCGCUGCCCAACAACGUUCGCUUUGCGUCUUCUCGCGGUCCUCGCGUUUCUGCACAUUCUAUCGACGCUUCGGGGUCUGCUCCUUCUCCUUUGUUUUCACCUCCUCCAUCUGCUCCUUCGUCUCCGUCUUCUCCUCUCCCCUCUCUCCCGUCUCACCCUGCUUCUCUUUCUUCUUCGCGUUGUGAGCGUCUCGCCGUCCUCCGUUUGGAGACACCUCCGGAUCGGGUGAUUGCGUUCUUGCUCGCGGCGCUUCGUCGCAUUGUGCCUCCGCAGCUUUUAGGUGGACAGCGAAAUUUUCGUUUGUUUCUGAAGAGAGCAAAGCAGUUUGCGCUCCUCAACUCGCGUGAGUCUGUCACACUCCACAUGCUUCUCCACUCGAUGAAAAUGCGGCCCUACACAGCCUUGGCUUCGCGCUCGGCCCGUCGCCAGUCGCGGUCGCGAACUGUGCAUGCGCAGAAUUGGGAGCCGAGUCGCAAGGCGAACGUACGGCGUGUGGGGAGGAUGCGAAAUGCGCUGCAGAGAGUCCAGAAAGCCGGGGAGACGUUGGAGACAGAGACCGAAAGGGAGAGAGCCACAGCGACUCCGAGCAGCCGAGAGAGGAGGAAGGGAAGGGAGAGAUGGAAGAGGUCUGCAAGGACCGAGAAAGGAAACGAGACGAACCACCAGUGGCGCGGCGUAAAGGCAAGAGGAGUACACGAUUUCAAAGAAGGACGAAAAAUGGAAGUGAAAGAGAAAGCUCGCGGGCGUCUACAGGAGGUCUUUCUGAGUCGCAUUGUCUUCUUUCUGUUCACCCAGCUCGUUAUCCCCCUGUUGAGACAACAUUUUUACGUGACAGAGGCCGAGCCGAGUGCACAUCGCAUGCGCUUUUUCCGAAAGAUUGCUUGGCUGGCAGUCGAGCAGCAGGCCGCCCUCAGUCUCCACCGCUCGUGCUUCGCCCACUUGGACUCCCGCGGAGAGGCCGAGGAACGAAGAGCGGUGCGAGGACUCGCGGAGAACGCAGCGGUCUUUUCGGCGCCUGCGAGCCCAGAAGGAAGCGUUCUGAAGCCUGGGGCCAGUCUCAGUAAAAGGCAUGUGAGAAGCCGGGCGGCAGAGAAACAGCGACCAGCAGGCGGUCCGAAAGAAACGCAAGAGACGGCGAAGAAGGGAACGAGGUCUCUGGAGAAGGCUGAGAAGCACGGAGGCCUCAGACGCACCCGACUGUCCUUGGGGAGCUCAGAGGGAAGCGAAGAAGGACCAGGCGCGCGAGACGAGGACAAAGAAGAGAGACGAGAGAGAGACCGAGCGAAGAGACGGCGGGAUGAAGUCUCAUCGCGGGAAGCCGAGAAAGGAGGCAAACGACGGAGACACGAAAGGAGAGAGGAGACAGAGGCUGUCUUUGAGAGGAGUGAAAGAAGGGAAAAUCCUGAAGAGGUAGAAGGGGGACGAGGAGUAGACGGAGGAGUAUGGGCGCAUACAGGUCGGCAAAGCGACAAGAAUGAAGAAGACGAAAACGACGACUGGCUCGCACAAGAGAUCGAGGACUACGUGAACCCAGAGAUCCUCGCCAGAGUGCAAGAAGUCUCGUCGGUCCCCACUGUCCGGUUUCUCCCCAAGGCGCGAGGCUGUCGACCCCUCGUGAAUCUCUCUCAGCCUCACAGCGGCGUGCUGCUCGCACACCUCCUUUCUGCAGCUCUGGAGAGGAUGGAGAACAAGGCAAAGGAAGACCGCGAGAGGCGUCAGGCAGCUCGGCAGAGACGGCUGAAGGUUCUGCGCGACGCCGGGGCUUUCUGUCUCCUUUUUGGAGACACCUGGGCGGUGGCAGGAGGCUCUGGAGACGCUGUGGGAGACCUACAAGCGGCGGCGAGAACUGGUCGGCGCGAGACAGAGGAACGAAGGCCUGAAGCGGGAGAAACGGGGCGACAGCAAGGAGAGGAAGAUGGCGAAAGGGCAGGAAAACAACUCAGGAAGCGGGUGGUGCAGAUGGUCCUACGGAACGUGCUUCGCGCUGCAAACCGAGAGAUGGGGAAAGGCUCGAUGGAGAGCAUUGGAAAAGGAGGAAUCGAGGACGAAAAACAGUUGCUUGCACGUUUGCCAGUGAUCGCAUCGUCCUUCUUAUUCGACUCUUUGCCAUCUCCAUUGCCUCCGCCGUUCCCUUCACAGUCGUACGCCCACUUUGUCCGUCAACGCCUUGGCGCCUUCUUGGCCUCUCUGAGUGCUCGACAGCUCCACGCCCGACACCCUCCGUUUGUGUCGAGUUCGUCUGCUCUUCGAUCGCGUCUCUCUUCUUCCUCUUCCUCGUCUCCGUUUCUUCACUGUUUCUCUUCUUUUCACAGAUUGUCUUCUCGCUCGCAUGUGUGUGACACGACGAGGAGAAGCGCGAACCGUGCGGGGACCGUGCGAAGCUUUUCGUUGCGAGGCGCGUCGUUUCCAGCGCUCCGGAGGGGUCUUGUAAGCGAUCGACGAGCUGCCGCCGCGUCCCAGCGCCCGCCGGGGUCGUCGUCCGUUUCGAGUGCUCGUCGUAGUUCGUCUCCCGCCGUCUCUGCCUUGUCUUCUCCUUCGGUCUCUCGACCUUCGACGUUCGCGCCUCGUGCUCCGCUCUCGCUGAACAGUCUGACGAGUCCGAUUCGCAGCUCGCUCGCGGCACUCUGUCGCUUCCAUCCCUCCGUGCUCGGGUGCUCGGUUUUGUCUUUCUCGGAUGUGCAUCGGCGCCUGCUUGCCUGGUGGAGCUUCUACCUCCGAUCGUUCAAGAAGGUCGAGCAGCUGGUCGCGCGCCUCGGGCCGCGAGCGAGGGUGAGACGCGUCUCCUUCUCUCAAAUCUUCUGCGUCGUCGGAGACCUCCAGGCGUGCUACGAAGGCCUCACGCAUGCAGAGCUCCUGCGCUCUGUCCAGCGCGCUCUGGCUCGCGCAAACGUCCAGAAGAUGCAUGUCUUGAAACUGUACAAACGCGUCGUUUCGCCGCCGGUCCGCGAGAGAGCGAGAGUCCGAGGAGGCCGAGCGGCCUCGCGAGAACGGCGGAACAGGCGACAGGGACGCGCGGCGCACAUGGAAAGAGCAGAGACGCGUCGGCCGGGCAGACUACGCGAGCAAAGUCGAGCGAGCGACGAAGACGGCAACGAAGCGAAUGUCCACACGGAGGAUGCGCCCUGCAAAGACGCGCCGUGGAGGGGAAGAGAAGAAAGCAGAGGAGGAAGAGGAAGAGAAGCACGCGGAGACAGGGAGGAACGAGAGACUGAAGCUAGGGGUAGCGGCGGACGAGGGAAAGGCGAGGCAAGGGAAACAGGUGGAGGGCGGGUGGCGGAGACGAGACGAGACUCAAAGCAGAGGGAGGGGGAGAGAGAAGAGAACGAAUUGAAGAAGACGAGAGGCGCAGAGGGGACAGAAGGAGGGGAGGGGAAAGAGGAAGAGAGAAACGUGAAGCGAGUGACGGGGGCUGCCAGAUUUCGCCAGACAGAAACAGCACACUUCGUGUCCAUCGGCAGAGUCGACGAAGUCGCUGUCCCCGCGCGCGAUGGCCGCCAGCCUCUCCUGGCAACUCUGCUGCUCCCGGCAGGAAGAGACAAACGGAGACAGGAGACAGCCGAGACGUCUGUCUCCACUGGGGCGCUCAGUCGGGCACGAGCGGGACACCACGUCCGCGUUGAAUCGGCGCGUUUGUCUUCGAGGGCAACGACGGCUGUCCGAAUGGACGCAACUUCGUCGUCUCGUUCUUGGAGCAUGUCAUUCUCGAGUUCAAGCAAACCGCCUGAUUCUCGAUCUCUACCUGCUUGCAUCGAAUGGUCUUCGUUCGAUUCUUCAUUCUCUGCUUCUCUUCCUUCUUCAUCUUCUUUUUCUUGUGCGGCUCCCUUUCCAGAGCCGAAUUCUCGGGUGUCGCCUCCAGAUGCUGCGGCAGUGUUCCGCCGGCGCCUGCUGCGUGGGUCGAGUUCGGGAGGUGUGGUACUUGUGUCGGACUCAAAUCAGCGGCUGAUGCUCGACUCGCGAGAGCUGCUGCUCUCUGUUCGCUUGCUUCUCCGUCACCAUCGCAUUCGCUUCUGUCAGCGGCGACAACCUUUCCACUACUCGCCGGCGCACCCUCCCGGCUUUCCGCCGGUGCACGGAGGAGGGCGUCACGGGGCGGCUCUCGAGGCUGCCGCAGAUCCUCCUGGAGACAAAAGGACGGGGGGGUCAGACCCGUUGUCACAGCGCGCGUUCGGAACGCAAGAAGAGGCCGCAAAGAGAAGCGGAGAACCGUGUUCCACCAGAGAAACGGACGGGGAACCUGAGGGCGCUCGACAACGCCUGUCUUUGGGAAGAGAAGACGGCAAGGCAGGGCCGAAUCUGGGAGCGAAAGACUGGCACCAAGCAAGAGGCGGUCAGCCUGCGGUAGGCUCUGAAGGACGCGCAUGGAGCACAGAAGGAGUGAGAGGAGGACAGAAAGAAGAGUGUCCAGGCCGAGAGCGAGAGAGGCGCGAGGAGGCGAAAGGAGUCUAUCGGCAAACCAUUGGCAUCCCUCAAGGCUCAAACAUUUCUGGCCUUCUCUGCGCUCUCUUCUAUGCCGACAGAGAUGCAAGGCCGGAGGUGCAGGCUCUCCUGCGUGGAGAAGACACCUCGCAUCGCGCCGGGUCUCUGCAGCUGUUCGCAAGGCCGAGCGCUGUGGAGACAGAUGCAGGCGAGGCGCUGCACGCAAGCGUGGGCAGUGCGAAGAAAAGUGGAGACGAAGACAGGGAGACGAACCGACUCGGGGCUGUUGAGGACGCGAGACGUUUCGGAAGUGAAGAGAAAAAGUCGAGACGAGAGACAGAAGAGAGAGACAAGAGAGGAGGCGGGGACCGAAAGCAUGCGGAGAGACGAGACGUCUUCUUCCGUCAUGUCGGACCCCUCAUUCUGGAGGUCGCACGCAAAACAAGAGUAGAAGCCAUUCGCGCCCACACCACGUCCUGUGGCUUGCCGGUAUCUUCGGACUCCACUCCUAGCUGCCCUUUCUCGACUUCCUCGUCUUCCUUGUCUUCUCCUGCCGCAUGUACAUCGAGUUCGCUCUCCUUGUGUUCGCCCUCGCAUUCGCCUCCCUCGUCUUCAUUGUCUCUUUCACCGUCUCCUUCACCACCGACUGCAUCUUCUUCUUCGUCUUCACCUUCGUCUUCUUCUUCCCAGGCUUCAUUUUGUCGGCUGCGUCGGUCGGAGCGCGAGGCUCUGCAUGCAUUGGAGAGGGAGCUGAGCCGUCUGGUAUGGCCGCCGCUGUUGAUGCGCUGGGUGGAUGACUUUCUGUUUCUGUCUCCGAGCCGCGCUGCAGCUGAGGCCUUUUUGAGUCUCCUGCUCGAGAAGAACGUUUGGGGAAAAAACGUAAACAGGCAAAAGCUGAAAACAGAUCUGUUCGCUGGCAGCUGGUCGUCCACAGCCGCGGCGUUUCAGAAGCGAAGCGGCGAGAGGAAUCAGGCUGAAGCCGACGCUCCACGGACGCCCUCUGCCGCCUUCUCUGCGGCAUCGCCCGGUACCCAGAGCGAAAGAGACGCAGUUCGCGAGGUCGCGGCGAGGUGUGAGCGCGAGGCUCAAGAGUGUCUGACGCGUCUGCGAUCGUGCCGGUGGAAAAGCGAGACAAACUGGGGACCUGGCCAGAACCUUGGCAGGAUAAACGAGGAAAUAAAAUCCGAAACGGAGUUCUCAGGAGCCGUGGGAGAUCAAACGAAAGGUUUGGGGAGAAGCGACGCAGGGGAUAUGACUGUGGGCAGAAGGAAGCGGACGAGACCCGAGGAAGGCUCAACCCCUUUUGCGAAGAAGACGGAGGCUCGGAAGAAAAUCAAGAGAGACACCAGUUCUGUCGAGCGGAAGGUCAAAACGCCCAGUCCCUCUCCAACGUAUUCUUCUCUCCAAAUCUAUCCACCUUUGUCUUCUCACUCGUUUGCUUCAUCUUCGUCUUUCUCCUCUUCUCUCUCUUCGCAACCCUCUUCCUCUUCUGCUUCCUCUCUCUCUUCUUCUUCCUCGCCUUGUGCGUCUGCUUCUGCUCCAAGCGGCUCCGGUCCGUGCUGGGCGGGCGUUCGCUUCGCCUUCGACGUUCAGCGACGGGGGUUCUGUGUUUUGCCUUUGCUGCGACGAGACGUGACUCCAGAUGUCGAGAGUUCAGGCUCGCUGUCGGAGGCGAGGGAGCGCGGGCGCCGCGCGAACAAGGAGACACUUGGAGACACUUCCGUCCAGAGCUCGAUCCGCGACAGUCUGGCGCUGCAGCGAGGCAAGAGGGCCUUCCUCGGCCGGGGCGCCACGGCGAACGGCGCAGAGUUCAUGGCUGAGAUGCUGGAGCAGCGCCUUCUGGGGCACCUGGCAAUGCGCCUCGGGACCACGCGCGUCUUCGUCGAUCUCCGCUUGAAUUCUCCAGAGGCUGCAUGCAGAAAUGUUUACGUAGUGGUGAAGACUGCGUUCCUGAAACUCCGUUGCGGCCUCGAGAGAAUCGCCAAAGAGUUUGCCGGCUUCCUCAGGCCUGCGUACAUCCUUGACCUCUGCAUGCGCCUCAUCGACGCUGUCUUGUCCUACACCCGUCAGCCUAUCCCGUUCCAGUGGCGCUCAUCGCCCACUGCGUCAUUCUCCAAGGGCGUGUCUCCUUCGUCUCGUUCUCUUUCUGUCUCUCCUUCGACUUCUUCGUCUCGUUCUCUUUCUGUCUCUCCCACCGUGUUCGAGGCGCGAGGAGAGAUCCGCGGGUUGUCGUCUCGGACGUUUCAGCAGCUUCUGCGUUUGGUCUGUUUCAACGCGGCAGCUUCUGUUUUUCGUGGUUUCCAAAGUUCGAAGAAAUCGAGGACGGUUACGCAGGCCUGCGGCAGGAAGGGAGCGCGGUACUCGCAGAGCCGAGAGGGAAAGCCACACAGCAGCAUCAAGGGCACAACAAGCCGCAGGCGCGUGGAGGCAUUAUGCUCUCACUGCGCCGAGCUUUCAGCGACAACUUCUGCACCUUGUUUUUCGAUCCUGUCGUCCCUUCCGCCCUCCGUGGAACGGCUUGCCUCCUCUGUGUCUUUGUGUCAUCUCCCCUCGACCCCGUCGGCCUCCGCUUGUCCUGCGCCCUCGCCUCAGAAGUCCCCACAUUCUGCGUCCUCGCCUCUCUCCUCCGACUCUCAGUCUUUGCCUUUCUCGGCUUCGGACCAUCCUGGACGUCCGCUUCUCUCAGCAGCCGCGGCGGCGCAUGCAGCCGGUGUUCCGGCGCAAACGUCCCACUCGCAAAAAGCGCCUUUUCGGGGAGAGGAAACAUGCAAGUGUGCACAUGCAAUGCCAGGCCGGACGCUUGAGGAAGAUGCAAUGGAAAACACAGUAAACGACGAAGACGGCGUUUGUCUCUCUUCUGACUCGCGACUUAACGCGACCGUUCUUUUGUCUGACAGACAAGAUCUUUCGAGCAGGGCCUGCAAGCCACAAAUCGCGAUGGAUGUGCAUGCAAGCGCUCCUGCUUGGCGAGGCUCACCAGUAUCGAAUCCAGUGAGAGGCUGGGAAGAGGCGCGAGAUGACGAAACGGGACGAAAACAGGAAGACGGUUUCUCCAAAGUUAUGGGUGAGGAAAGGGAGGCAUGCAGGGAGAACGACGAGAAAGAGAAUGCUCUUUCGAGUGCGUCUUUGGUAGGCGCGAUUCAGGUCCCGCGAGUAGAAAGGAGAGGAAGGCAAGCAGAACGCGAUCGAGGUCGCGAGACCGGCGCCACGGACGAGGAAGGUUGUGAUGCACAAAGACGAAGAGAUGAGGCCGAAAGCGAAGGAGGGACAGGAAAAGGAGGCCAAGAGAGAAGAGAUGGAAGCGAGAGCGCUGACGAACAAGACACUGGAGAGGCGGAAGUUGGAAAAGGCGGAGAAGAGAGGGGCACGACAGCAGAGGUAGAACAAGAGGAAGGAAUGGAACCGAAACAGGGGAAAAGACGCCACUUAGACGAGGCGCAUUCUUCCAACAAAAGGCAGAGUCAUGAUGGCCUGUUGUCACACAAAGGCGCCGCAUUCACGGAUGAGGAGGGGGAGAGCUUCAAACGCUGUUGCAUGCGUUGUGGACAUGUCUUUGAGAUCUCGAAGUCUUCGGAAACGUCUCCUGGCAACGCCAGGUGUGUGGAAGGGGAACGUGGUUUACAGAAGAACCGCGAAAAAGUGAAGGCGCUUCCUUUCCCCUCGAGGAGUCUUUCCACCCAGGGGAAGACCAAAGGCCAGAAAGCAGCAGAGCAAAAGAAGCAAUCCUUUUCCGCAUGUUUUGCCUUCUUCGCCUCCAAAGCGAAGCUUGCCGAGGUGGCGGUCGAGCUCAGGCGCCAGGGACGCGCAGGACGGGAGCCUCUCAGGCAGCGCAUGCAGCCAGGGAUCACGACGAAGCUCGUACGGGGAACAAAGAGGCGGAAAACUGGAAAGAAGAGAAGUGAGAAGAUGGACGAGAACACGGAUACGCAGGUGGACAAGAUGAAGAAGAAAAGUCAGGAAGAAGAGACUGAAACGACGAGUAAGGAAAAGACAGAGAAGAACAGGGUGCAGGAGACACAAACGCUGCAGGAUAAAACGGGUCAGGAGGAGGAGACUGAAGAGAAGAAUACGGAUAAGCCAAAGGAGGCUCCGCACAAUUUUGAGGCUGAGGCGGGAAGGCAGAGCCACACCUGGGAGCCUUGUGAGACGGCAGCAGAGCGAAUAAGCAGCGAUGAGAAUCCUCGAGGCACAGGGAUGGAGGUCGCUGCAGUGGACUUGGAGAACAGGAUCUACAGCGAUUCGUCUCGGCCUUCUCAGGAGACAACGCUGGGUUUGAUGGACCAGAAGAAGCGCCACAAAAGCGGUAAAGCCGUCGAUGCAAAGGCACCUCAGAGAGAGGCAGGAAAAGCGACAGACUCGGGCGACGCCCUACACGUACAGAGGAUGCGAGAAGGCCUUGCUGUCAGAUUCUCAGGCUCUUCACAGGACGCUCGCCGCAUGCGCUGGAGACGGCAGAGUGCGGAGACUUUCGCAUGCACGCAAAAAAGAGGUCGAACCAGUGAGCAGAAGCUGCAGGACGUUGGAGGCUCCGAACGUGCAGCCGUGACAGCCCUGAGAGGACAAGAGAAAGGACAGGAAGAGAAAGGGGAAGGUGAGGACGAAGGUAGUCGUCAAGAAAACGCUGAGAAAGAGGAUGACGCGAAAGAAGAUGGUGAGAAAGAAGAUGGUGAGAAAGAAGAUGGUAACGAACCGUGUUCCGUCGAGACCAAGCCAGUGCCUGUCUUGCCUGAAGCCGUACAUGAAACGCGCCGUCAGUCGGCUUCCUCUUGCACUUCUUUUUUGACCAAAAGGGAUGGCCUGUCGCCUGGUUUCUCUUGCGAGGAUGGCCGCUCCUUCUCCUCGCGAUCCGCCACACAAAAGGCUCUGUUGGAGGAAGCUGUGAGGGCGUACCUGUGCGCUCAGCAGGUGGAGAAGGAGGAAGGCGAUAGGGGGCGAGGCUGGCCACCGGUGAUGCGGGUGGCUUCCAGAAAGUCCGCGAAGCGCAGACGCUCGAAAUCAACUGCUGCCAAGAUGACUCCGAGAGACUAGACGAAGAGGCACUGUGCAACGUUCCACGCUCCAGUGGCUCCUGUAGUGCAAGAUCCGUACCUGUACACCCGUGACUGCAUCGGCAAGCAGCAGCGGAAGCGAAAAAGAAGGAAUAGAACCGAACUCGCUUCCUCUCCGCUCUAGUUCUUCUCUUGCGGUCUGGCGAGACAUCCAGAAGGCGCUGUGGCACCCAAAAGAGUUCGCGGCUAUUUCUUAACAAUUCAACGCCUUCGGCGAUGUGUGAGUUUUCAUGAAAGCACCGAUCGACUAUUUUCUACAAGAUGGCACAGAUAAAAAGAGGAGAGAAACCUGGAACUCUACUAAGUCGUCUUCGCUGAACU